Vigna unguiculata (cowpea) is the source of this 5077-nucleotide messenger RNA. RefSeq names its product kow domain-containing transcription factor 1 (gene KTF1). Gene Ontology annotation, molecular function: structural constituent of ribosome; mRNA binding. Gene Ontology annotation, cellular component: DSIF complex; ribosome. NCBI's taxonomy places the organism in Eukaryota, Viridiplantae, Streptophyta, Magnoliopsida, Fabales, Fabaceae. The record is from RefSeq and is a predicted model, not a curated record. Gene Ontology annotation, biological process: transcription elongation by RNA polymerase II; translation; regulation of transcription by RNA polymerase II.
UCCAACUCUCCCCUGAUCACAGUGAGAGUCACACUCUUCUUGCUUCCUCCUCUCUCUCCAUUUAGCGGAGCAUGCAAAGGCAUCAGUCUCAGCAUUUUCGGUAGAAAUGACGAACAAGGGAAAAGGAAAGGGCAAAGAGGUUGCCGGAAAAGCUUCGACCGGCAAGCGCAAGGCCACCUUCGACGAUGACAAGACCGGUGGCCGCUUUAAGUCAGCAGCCAUGAAGUUUUUCGAUGACGCCGCUGACGUUGAUGACAGCGAUGACAGCGACGACAACGAUUUGAGCGAAGAGAGUGAUUUCGGCGACGAUUUUUCUGACGAGGGUUUUGAUGCCUCUCCGAGAAGAAUGAGCGAGCCAGGCCCGAGCAGUUUCCCGCGUGUUCCUAAAGAGGAAUUAGUGGACGAAGAAGAGUUUGAUAGAAUACUUGAAGAGCGCUACGCUGAUCCAUCCAGGUUUAUCAAAUUUGCUGAUGAGUUUGAUGACAAAGGCAACAAUCCAAAUUCUAUUCAUGACGCGGUCAUGGAAUUAAUGCCCAACAUCUGGAAAGUCAAAUGCACUGUUGGCCGGGAGCGGCUUUCAGCUUUGUGUCUGAUGCAGAAGUUUGCUGAUUUGUUUUCUUUGGGUACUGUCUUGAAGAUAAAAUCUGCUUUUGCCGUAGAUCAUAUGAAAGGUUUUGUAUACAUUGAGGCUGAAAGACAGUGUGAUAUAAAUGAGGCAUGUCAAGGGAUUCCCGGAAUCUAUGUUACUCGAGUAGCACUUGUACCAAAUAAUGAGGUCUAUCAUCUGUUUUCUGUUAGAAAUAGAACCCCUGAAAUUUCUGAGGGUAUGUGGGCUCGAAUAAAAGCUGGUAAUUACAAAGGGGAUUUAGCACAGGUGGUGGCUGUAAAUAAUACCAGGAAAAAGGUUACAGUUAAGCUCAUUCCAAGAAUUGAUCUGCAAGCUUUGGCUGCCAAAUUUGGUGGAGGUUAUAGUCGCCAAAAGGUUGCUGUACCGGCCCCUAGAUUAAUCAGCUCGAGUGAACUUGAGGAGUUCCGACCACUCAUUCAGGUCAAGCGUGACCGGGAAACGGGCAAGGUUUUUGAGGUUCUUGAUAGCUUGAUGCUCAAGGAUGGGUAUGUAUACAAGAAAGUAUCUCCGGAUUCAUUAAGUUUAUGGGGUGUUGUGCCCACAGAAGAGGAGCUGUUAAAAUUUGGGACUUCUGAAAACAAUGAAUCAAAUGAUUUAGAGUGGCUUGCUCAACUUUAUGGUGGUAAGAAGAAAAAACGUGUAAUAAGACCCAACAAAGGAGGUGGGAAAGGAGAGGGUUCAUCAGAUUUGGUUGUGGAAAAUGAUUUUGAACUUUAUGAUUUAGUAUGUUUCGGGAAGAAGGACUUUGGUGUAAUAGUAGGCAUGGAUAAAGAUGAUAUUUACAGGAUUCUAAAAGAGAGUUCAGAUGGACCUGCUGUUAUAACUAUUGAACGAAAGGAAAUAAAGAGUGGGCUAUUGGAUUUGAAACUCACUGCCUUUGAUCAGCACAAUAAGGCUAUAUUGGUUAAUGAUACUGUCAGGGUUCUAGACGGUCCAUCUAAGGGUAAACAAGGCAUUGUUAGGCACAUUUAUAGGGGAAUUGUCUUUUUACAUGAUGGAAAUGAGGAAGAAAAUGGAGGUUACGUCACAUGUAAGUCUAAUAUGUGUGAGAAGGUCAAGCUUGAUGCCGGUGAUUUCAGUGGAAAGGAUAGUGAACCAGGUCCUUUAUUCUUUGAAGACCAACCAUCAUCACCAAGAUCUCCCUUGUCACCCAAAAAACCAUGGCAAGCAAGACAAAAUAAUCGUGAAUUUAACCGUGGGGACAGCAAUAACAUGUUUAACAUUGGUCAGACCUUGAGAAUUAGGAUAGGUCCUUUGAAGGGGUACCUUUGCCGUGUCAUUGCCUUGCGCCGCUCUGAUGUAACUGUGAAACUUGAUUCUCAGCAGAAGGUUCUUACAGUUAAAUGUGAGCAUCUUUCUGAGGUUCAGGGGAAGAGUGCUGCCAUUUCAUCAAGUGGUGAUCCAGAUGCAAGUUCAUCUAAGCCAUUUGAGCUGCUGGGUGGUGAAGGAAGCUCUGGAGGUUGGCUGAGUGGAGUGGGAACUUCCACUGCCAGUGGUGGAUGGAAUGCUGCUGGGGCAUCAUCUGAAAGGGGAACAUGGUCUAAUGAUUCUGCUCCAACCUUAUUGAAGCCAGAAUCUUCCUUAAAUCCUUUCAGUUCCAAGGGUGCAGAAGAUUCUGCUUGGGAAACUAAAAGUAAUUCAAACCAGAACUCCGCAUGGGUUGCUGCAGUGGAGAAGACUGGAGUUGCUUCUAAUCCAGAACAGUCUGGUGGCUGCUGGGGAAAUGGUGGAGGCAGCUGGGGUCAGGCAGAACGUAAAACUGGAAGUGUGGGUGAUGACAACCAGAAUAGCAAUUGGAAUACAACCAAUGUUUCUGAAAAGGAAUCUUCUGGUUGGAACAGUGUACAAAAGUCAAAUGAAACUUCAUUGACUGGAUGGGGUGAUGGCAAUGGUUUUAAAAGUGGAUCAGAUGAAGGAAACCUCACAUCUAAUUGGCGUGGGUGGAAGUCUGAAACAAGUGGAGUCAAAGUUGGAAAUCCUUCUGGUUCUUCAGAUAUCAAUGCUAAUAAGGAUGCUGGAUGGAGCAAUACUGGUUCAAGUGCUGUAGCUGAAAAUAGUGGUUCUGAUUUGGGAAAAGACAGUAAAUGGAAUGCUGUAUCUGAUGGUACUGAUGGAAAUCAAGGGAAUGGUUGGGGUCAGAAAAGCAGUUGGAACUCUGGAUCUCAGAAUGACUCAAAUGAAAAGAAAUCUAACAGUGGGAAUUCUCACUGGGGUUCUGGGCGUACUGAGCCUGGAAAUCAAGAUUCCAACCUUGACAGGAAAAGCAAUUGGAACUCUGGAAGCAGUGGAAACUGGGCUUCUGAUCCGAAAAAUAGCAAUUGGAAUUCUGGAUCUGAUAACUCCAAUGAAAAUCCAGACAGGGGAAAUAAUAACAACUGGAACAGUAAUAAGCCCUUUUCGAGUGCGGGGAAUGAAAGCAAGAAUUCCGACUGGAGUUCUAGGCAUCCUGAUACUGGAAAUAAUGAUCGUAGCUGGGGCAAGAAAAGUAAUUUGAAUUCUGGAUCUGAUAAUUCCAAUGAAAAUCCAGACAGGGGAAAUGAUGACAACUGGAACAGUAAUAAGCCCUUUUCGAGUGCGGGGAAUGAAAGCAAGAAUUCCGACUGGAGUUCUAGGCAUCCUGAUACUGGAAAUAAUGAUCGUAGCUGGGGCAAGAAAAGUAAUUGGAAUUCUGGAUCAGGUGAUGCAGAUCAAAACAACAGUUGGAAAAGCAAUAACAGCUGGAGUGCAGGCUCAAGCGAUAAUCAGUUGAAUGGUGAAAAUGAAGGUUCAAAUGAAAAUUCUAGAGGAGUAGGUGGUGGGAACCGGAGAGGUUGGAAUUCUGGAUCAGGUGAUGCUAAUCAAAACAACACUUCGAAAAGCAAUAGCAGCUGGAGUGCAGGCUCAAGCGAUAAUCAGUUGAAUGGUGAAAAUGAAGGUUCAAAUGAAAAUUCUAGAGGAGCAGGUGGUGGGAACGGGAGAGGAGGUUACCAGGGUAGAGGUGGAUCAGACAGAGGAGGCUUUAGAGGUAGAGGUUUUCGAGGUAGAGGAGAUCGAGGGGGCUUUGGAGGUAGAGGAGACCGUGGGGGUUUUGGAGGCCGGGGAGAUCGUGGGGGUUUUGGUGGCCGGGGAGACCGCGGGGGCUUUGGUGGUAGAGGUAGAUCAGACAGGGAAGGUUUUGGUGGUAGGUGGGGAUCAGGUGGAGGCCGAGGUCGAGGAAGGAGUGAUCAAUCUGGUAGUUGGAACAAUAGGAGGGAUUCUGGUGAGGAUGGGUCCUCUGACUGGAAGAAGGGUUCAGAUAAUGUUGAAGGAUGGAGUAAUAGUAAUGGAUCCCAGGCUUGGAAUCAGGAUUUUGGUGACAAAAAAAGGAAGAGCUGGAGCCAAGGAAAUGCGGAUAAGGAGCAUCCUAGCUGGAACCAAGGAGGUGGAAGUGAACAGAGAUGGAGUUCAGCAAGUGAUGGGGCAAAUGAUAAUAGAUCCCAGGCUUGGAACCACGAUACUGGGAACAAGGACAAGCAGAGCUGGAGCCAAGGGAAUGCAGACAAGGAGAGUCCUAGUUGGAACCAAGGGGGUGGAAAUAAGCCAAAGUGGAGCUCAGCAGAAGGUAGAGCUAAUGAUUCUGGCUGGAAUCAAGGAGGUGGGAGUAAGCAGGGUUGGAGUUUAGAUAGUGGUGGAGCUAAUGAUAAUGGAUCUCAGGCUUGGAACCAGGAUACUGGUGGCAACUACAGGCAGAGCGGAAGCCAAGGGAAUGCAAAUAACUGGAGCUCAGCAACUGGUGGUCAAGCUAACAAUUCUGGCUGGAAUCAAGGAGGUGGAAGUAAGAAGAGCUGGAGUUCGGUAAGUGGUGAAGCUAAUGAUAAUAUAUCUCAGGCUUGGAACCAGGGGAAUGCAGAUAAGGAGCGUUCUGGCUGGAACCAAGGUGCAAAUAACCAGAGCUGGAGCUCCGCAAGUGGAGCUAACGAUAAUUGGAACAACAAUGAUUCAAGACAGGCUACAGGUGCUAGCUUGAAAAAAUCUACAGCUGAAGAGACCAAUAUCCAGGAUGGUGGGUGGAACAAGGGAUCUACUUCAAACACUACUACUGGAGUUCUGAAGUGGGGUCAAUCUAGUAGUGCUGCAGACAAUGGUCAAUCUUCUAGUUGGAAGAAAGAAUCAGCAGAAGGUGCAGCAGGUUCAUGGGGCAAGAAAAAUGACGGGGAUGUCAAAGGUGGAUGGUAGUUGCUUUCUUUCUAAAACGUGAUGGACCGGAACAGGAAAUCGAGUUUCGGCACAUUUUGGAAAUGUAGCUAAUGACAAACUUUUUUUUUUUUUGUAUAUCCGUAUAAAUCUUUGCUGAAACGUGAUUUCUCCCUUAAACUAAACAGAUUUGGUGAAUGGCUAAUCCCUUCUGUUUUAUGCCUGAUUAUGUUAAAAUGUUUACUAGAAUUGGAAUGCGUUGUUGGAUUACAAUGUGUUCCUUUCUGAGUCUAUAUA